Messenger RNA from Phasianus colchicus (ring-necked pheasant), 4196 nucleotides. RefSeq names its product HUWE1 associated protein modifying stress responses (gene HAPSTR1). Lineage: Eukaryota; Metazoa; Chordata; Aves; Galliformes; Phasianidae. The record is from RefSeq and is a predicted model, not a curated record.
CGCGGGGCGGAGUCGGGCGGCUGCGCGUUCUCGGGCGGCUCCGCCGGGCUUUUAUUGCGCUCGGGGCGGCGCCGGCGCUCAGUGUGUUUGGAGCUGGGGGACGGGCCGGCGGGGCCCGGCAGCAUGGGGGUGAGGUAGGGCCGGGCCGGCGGAGGAGGAAGAGGAAGAAGGAGGGUUAGCGCGGCCGUUCGGCGGGGCCGGGCCCGCGAGGAGGCGGAGGGGUCGCGGAGCCGGCCGGAGGAUGGAGGACAAGAAGGAGGAAGGAGAGGCGGAGAUCCAGGAGCACGGGCCCGAGCACUGGUUCAGCAAGUGGGAGCGGCAGUGUCUCGCCGAGGCCGAGCAGGAGGAGGCGCUGGCGCCGGAGCUGCAGGACGAGGCGGCGGCGCAGCCCGAGCACAAGCAGCAGAAGCUGUGGCACCUCUUCCAGAACUCGGCCACCGCCGUGGCCCAGCUGUACAAGGACCGGGUGUGCCAGCAGCCGGGGCUCUCCCUUUGGGUCCCUUUCCAGAACGCGGCCACUGCGGUCACCAACCUCUACAAAGAAAGUGUGGAUGCCCAUCAGCGAAGCUUUGAUGUAGGAAUUCAGAUUGGCUAUCAACGUCGGAAUAAGGAUGUGUUAGCUUGGGUUAAAAAACGCAGAAGAACUAUUCGUAGAGAAGACUUGAUCAGCUUCCUAUGUGGAAAAGUUCCUCCUCCAAGAAAUUCUAGAGCUCCUCCAAGACUGACUGUAGUAUCCCCUAACCGAGCUACUUCAACAGAAACUAGCUCAUCUGUAGAGACUGAUUUGCAACCCUUCCGUGAAGCCAUAGCUCUGCAUGGUCUUAGUGGUGCAAUGGCUAGUAUAAGUGUUCGCUCGAGUACCCCUGGCUCUCCUACUCACGUGAGCAGUGGUUCCAAUGCUAGUCGAAGGAGAAACGGACUUCAUGAUGUUGAUUUGAACACUUUCAUAUCAGAAGAAAUGGCACUCCACUUGGACAAUGGUGGAACUAGAAAGCGUACCUCAGCCCAGUGUGGCGAUGUCAUUACAGACUCACCAACUCAUAAACGCAACAGAAUGAUCUAAACUGCAUAAAUUUCAAACCCACCAUGCUGCUUGAAAGCCACUUGAUCCUCAGAGUACUAUUGAAAAGGAAACGUGAGGCCAUCUUCCCAUAUUCACUGUUUAAGACAAAUUCAAUAAUUGCCAUAAAAAAAAUUUUAGGUAUUACAUUAGACGCCUCUUGUAUCUGCGGCUUUCUUAAACUAUAUUCUUAGCAGAGGACAUCAGAUAUUGUGUAGUAGUUAGCAAGAUCAUCAUAGGCGAACAUGUAUCUGUUCCAAGGCUAAAAGUGACCUUACUUGUAUUCUUAAAGGGAAAGGAAAUUUCAGACGUUUAUUUGGUUAUAGAAUGCUUUUUUUGUCCUUUAUUUCCUGCUGUGUUGAGUAUUUGCUUAAACAGUAUUGCCAGUUUGACUGAAAUUGUCUACUACAUGACUUGGCAUCUUUGUCAAAACUGCAGGCUUCCAUUUUUGCAGCACUGUACCAUGCACCUAGUUUCUCUAUAGUAACAGUGUGCAAGUUAUAAAUAUUGGACUGUACCCUUUUUAGUUUUAAAAGCAGUUGAUAAUUCUGGUGAUUGUGUGAUAAUGUAAAGAGGUGCUAUGAUGGUCAUGCAAUUAAUACUUAAUAUUGAAUCAAUACAAGGAUCUUUAUUGGGUUCACUUUGUGUGUUUAGUGCUCUGAAGUAGCAAUAUAAAACUUCCCCAGUUAACUUCAUAGACUUUUAAAUCUUCAGUUUGAGGAAAUAUAUGUACUUAUUGGUAUUAUCCUUGUGGUAAUCAUACACAGUGCAGACUGCACCAGUGCUGACCUAAAUUUAGAGGAAGAUGUCCUGUAAUUGGAAAGUAGGCUUUUCUGUUCAGUAUUAGUGAAGGGUAGGCUUUGUGUACACCCAUAUCCCAUUUUACAUUUCUUGUGGAGUAAUUGCCCGUUGCUGGGGAGGGGUGGGAGGAGAGGGAGUGAGGGGGAGUAGUUGGAGGAAGGAUAUUGUCUAACAAGUAAGACUUCUGGUCACAAGUGGGAACUUGGACUAACUCAAGGUUCUCUGUGAUGCCGCCUCCUUCUUGGGGGGUGACAAUGCAGGUUCUGUCAAGUGCUAAGAAAAUAAUUUAAAACUGGAAGUUGAUUUUAACAAGUUCUGGAUAAACAUGCUGUAAGGAUGAAUUAAAAAGGAUAAAUGGCUUUCUUCUUGUGUUGAGCUUACAUUCAUAGGAUCAAACUCUGCCGUAAAGUAAGCGUUACCAAAACUGAAGUAGACAUCAAGAUUGAUUGGCUGCAAAUCAGUUUCUGAAUGGGGAUGGAUAUAUCAAUCUCAAAGAACUUCUGUUUUUACAUGUAGGUAGGAGUCUUUUUGGUGGAGACUGGCUCUUAGGGCCUCUGAAUCUCUGCCUAAAAAAUAAAUAAUACAGGAGGAAUAAGAAAACAAGGAGCUCAGACCUGCAAGCUGGGGAAGGGUGUUUAGUGAGGUGGUAUACAUGCUUAACUGGAAGCAUAGACUCAUCUUGGAUGAAAUGCAGCUGUUCUAGAUCCACAGUGCUAAAUUCUGGUGUCCUACUUAAUAGUUAUGGCACCUUGAGCUCCAUUCGUAUACAGCUCUUAAGACUUCUGCUUAUGUGCUUGUAGAGUCAGAUCUUUGUAUUUCUUGUUACUUGAGGCAGACUUGACUGUAGUCUUGCUUCCUUUUGCCCUGAUGUUCUUUCAUUGGUGGUUGCUAGAUGAGGCAAGACAGUAAUUGAUAUUUAAAAACUUUAAGAAUUCAAGUCUCUUAGGAGCAUAACUUCCUUGCUUUGUGGUGCUUCCAUCAUAUUUUUUUACAUUGAAGAGCUCUUAAGGAUGUCAACAUUUGCACAACAUUGUAGCUAGAGGUUCUGUAGUUUAUGGGGCAAGUAUAAGAACUGUGCAAAGCAAGAUGGUAAGACCUGUUCUAAACUCCCUACCUGUGUUACAUAGCUUAACUUGCACAUCACCUGAAGGACUUGGUAUAUGUUAGUUUCAGUUACUGCUAUUAACUAUGAUUCAUAAGAAUUAUUUUAUGUAAAAUAUUAAAGCUGCAUAAAGCUAGUAUUCAUUUGACUGCAUUUUGAACUGAAACUUUUAAGUAUCUAAGCAUUAGUAUAUUUAUUUGGCUGUUGAUAGAGGAGUUUCUCUGUCCUAAAUGAAGAAUCACAAAAUGAAAAGUCACAGACUGGAAUCCUGACCAGAAAAGACAUGUGGAAAUCAUUCAUCUGUUUUGUUUAUUCAUUAACUGGUUUGUACAACUGAGAGGCUUAUGCUCUGCAACUUCUAACACUUUGUGUAGUAAGGGUAGCAACAUACUGAUACAGGGAUUGAACUAUUAACAGUGCUUCUGGUCUAGCCCAAAUACACAGAACCCAUUCAGAUUGUCUCCCCUUCCUUGCAGUUCUAUCCUGUUAAUGUUCUGAAGCAUUACUUCAGUCUACUACCACUCAGAACUACAUUUAUUUGGCUUUCUUUGAUUUGUGCCAUUUUUUCUUUGAGGAGAAAACAGUCUUAAACUAAUUGCAGUGAUAUUUUUGCCUGUACCUUAAAUACUUGACAACUUGUUUUUCUGUUCAGCCCCAAUUGUUUCUUGCUCUGUUAACCCUUGCUGGAAUAAUCCAAAAUGCACAUAUUCACCUGGUAAAUGGGAGAACAGAUUGUCUCGAGAAAACUGAAGUUAAAGCUCAGUACCUUUUGCUUUGAAGAUUAUUUCGUGUCAGUGUAGAAAAGUGUAAUUCUGGAAAGCAGCAUUCUGCUGUUACCAAAACUAGCUCCUGGAGCCAGAAGUAAGUUGAUGUUAAAGAAACACUGAACUGAGGACUGUUUAGUUUGAUUUUUAAGGAAGUGCUUAUUUUUGCUUUCUCUUAUGAAUCAUAUAGUUGACCGGUCUUUUUUCCAUGUACAUCAAAUCUAACAUGAAUGUGCGGCAAGUUACAUACAGUACAUCCUGCACUGAAGCUACUGAGCUUGGCUUGCUUAUUAAUGAAAUACGUUUUAAAUGUUAAAUUUAAAGUUAUAUUACAAUAAAGUAAUGCAAAAAUGAUUUUGGCUGAAACUGAAGUCCUGCAGUUAAACUUAUUCUCAAAUGUGGUUUACCCAACUGGAGUAAUAGAAACUCUAAGUCAUAAUAAACCUAAUAAAAAAAUAAAAAAUGUGAA